CAGUGUUACACCGUCACGCUGAAGGCAAACUGUGGAGCAAAGCAAGAGGAAGAAGCCACGGCUUACAGCUUCCGGCAUGUGAACCGUCGUGGGUUGUGCUUUUCUCAGAGAUAAACAUUUUUAAAAUAGACGUUAAGUUAUGCCGCUAAUAGUGAUGUGUGGCUACCCCUGUAGUGGUAAAACACAAAGGGCAGAAGAACUGAAGGGGUAUUUUGAAAACAGCGGCCAGCGGAAGGUUCACAUUGUGGGAGAUGGCGGGCUGGACGUGGACAGAAACACAGUUUACUCAGAUUCUCAAAAGGAGAAACAUGUCAGAGCAUCUCUGAAAGCUGAAGUCGAAAGGAAGGUCAACAAAGACGACAUUGUUAUUUUGGACUCAUUAAAUUACAUUAAAGGUUAUCGCUACGAACUGUUCUGCCUCAUCAAACAUGCACAGACACCACACUGCCUGGUGUACUGUUUGACAUCACAUGAACAGAGCUCGUCAUGGAACACCAGCCGAGACGCCGCUGAGCAAUACAGCCAGGACAUCUUUGACGCGUUAGUUCAGAGAUUUGAAGCACCGGACUCCAGAAACAGAUGGGACAGCCCUCUCUUCACCAUCCUGAAAGACGACACGCUUCCCUUUGAAGAAAUUUCUGAUGCACUUCUCAAAAGAAAAGCACCCCCACCAAACCAGUCGACCCAGAGUCAACCAUUGUCCUCGUCAAACUUCUUGUACGAGCUGGACAAGAUCACACAGGAAAUGUUAAUGGCAAUUUUUGAUGCACAGAAGACGAGUGUCCCAGGGGAUCUGAUCUCAUUUCCUGGCGCUACAGAGAAGAUCGAGCUGACCAGAAGCAUCAACAUGGCGGAGCUGCGGAAACUCCGCCGUCAGUUCAUCAGCUACUCGAAGAUGCACCCGACGGAGAACACGGGACAGAUUGCAAACAUGUUUGUACAGUAUUUAAAUAAAAGUCUUCACUGACAUUUCAUUAAGAUGCCUUGUUUUUUGUUUUU
Messenger RNA from Salarias fasciatus (jewelled blenny), 999 nucleotides. It is a transcript of the gene kti12, whose product is annotated as KTI12 chromatin associated homolog. The record is from RefSeq and is a predicted model, not a curated record. The transcript has 9 exons. Bases 140 to 967 code for a protein of 275 amino acids. NCBI's taxonomy places the organism in Eukaryota, Metazoa, Chordata, Actinopteri, Blenniiformes, Blenniidae.